Messenger RNA from Metopolophium dirhodum (rose-grain aphid), 555 nucleotides. RefSeq lists its product as uncharacterized. NCBI's taxonomy places the organism in Eukaryota, Metazoa, Arthropoda, Insecta, Hemiptera, Aphididae. The transcript is spliced from 3 exons. The coding region runs from base 1 to 555 and encodes 184 amino acids. The record is from RefSeq and is a predicted model, not a curated record.
AUGUUUGGAUGUAGUGCUAAAAUUGGAUUAAAAUCAUCGGUACUUCCAAUAUCAAUUAUUAAUAAAGUGAAAACCAAAGAAGAUUUAGAGGCAGCUAUUACGUCAAUGAAUGCUGGAGAUCAUAAUCUGAAAGAACAAGAACAAAUCCAGCAACACAAUACUGAUGCACGUGUCAGAAUGGCGCAAUUGCAUCAAGAAGAGCCAGAAGAUACACGAGCUGAACGCAAUGAAGUCAGAAGAUUAGAACAACGACAAUCACGCCGCUUCACAGUCAAAAGACGAAGAACAAAUGAUCAACAACGACCACAGGUACAUCGAGCAUUUAUAUCUGAUUCAUUCCCGCGUAUAGCAUUCCAAUUGGCAUUUGCAAUGACUAUCAACAAAUCCCAAGGACAAACGAUGUCUGUUUGUGGAUUAGAUUUGAGAACACCAUGUUUUUCACACGGACAAUUAUACGUGGCAUGCUCUCGAGUAGGUAAACCAUCCAGUUUGUUUGUGUUAGCUAAUGAUGGACUAACAAAAAAUAUUGUUCACGCUAUAGCAUUAAGAGAUUGA